GGUUUCCGUGCUGACGCACACAAACUGACCCUCCCACCAAGGUCCUUGCCUAUAUAACCCGAUGUGCCGCCACCACCGGUCUUCACCUUUUCUGUAGUAGAUAAAGACUACAACAUGCUGUGGCUGCUUCUAUUCUUUAUAGCUGGCGCUAGUGCGCAAUGUUCGACUGGAGAGUUCCAGUGUAACGACGGACAGUGCAUCCCCGGUAGCUGGGAAUGUGACGACUGGGGAGACUGUUCAGCGGGGGAGGAUGAGGCGACUGCCAACUGUCCCGGUGGUGCCUCCUGUGCUGCGGAUGAGUUCACCUGUGGUCACGGCAACACCUGCAUCCCUAACGACUGGAUCUGUGACGGAGACAACGACUGUGGGGACAUGAGCGACGAGCAGGAGUGCGGCGGCGUCGUCCUGACCGACUGCGGUGGCAUCUACACGGAGGACACCGGCGUGGUCGAGCUCCUGAACUACGGCAACAACCAGGACUGCACCUGGACCAUCACCGUCACGGAGGGCAAGUUCGUCCACUUGGAGUUCACCCAGUUCGACAUCGAAGAGGACAGCACCUGCGACUACGACUAUGUGACGAUUUACGACGGCCCCGAUGCGACCGCUCUGCGGUUGUUCACGGGCUGUGGCGCGGCCAUCCCCGGCGCCAUCACCGCCUCCUCCAACACCAUGACCGUCCGCUUUGUUUCCGACUCGUCGGUGACUGAGACCGGCUUCUCCGCCACCUACACUGCCGUGGAUGAAAGACCCGCUCAAAGUUCUGGCUGCGGAGGCCCAGGGGAGCUGAAGGGCCCAUCCGGUACGUUUACAUCCAUGAACUUCCCGUCCAACUAUGACAACAACGCCCGGUGCAUCUGGGACAUCACUGUCUCAGACGGCAUGGCCAUUCAGCUGACCUUUGAGUCCUUCGACCUCGAGGAUGAUUUGCCCACUUGCGACUUUGACAUUUUGCAGAUCCAAGAGAAUGGACAAGUUCUGGCUUCCAGCUGUGGGUCGGUCGGUCCCAACGUCAUCAGCAACACCAACCAUAUCACUGUCGUCUUCACCGCCGACUCUUCCGUCACGCGUCCCGGCUUUUCGGCAACGUAUCAAGAAGUCGCUCAGGGUGCUACUCUGCCCCCAGACCUGACAACAACAACACAAGCAACAACCCCGGGUACCGGAGGUCUCGGACCCUCGUGCGCAAACCCCGAGAUCCUGCCCGGAGACUCCGGCUCCUUCACUUCCCCCGGGUACCCCGGACACUACGGCAACAACGCCGAGUGCUCCUACAAGAUUUCCGUUACCCCAGGAAAGAUCGUGGUCAUCCGAUUUGAAACCUUUGACGUUGAGAGCCCCUGCGAGUACGAUUCCCUGACCAUCCACGACGGCCCCGAUAGCUCUGCCCCCGUGGCGGCAACCCUCUGCGGAACGUACGGCCGGGAAGUCUCCACCACGGGAAGCCAAGCUUUCAUGGUAUUCAAGACAGACAGCUCCGUCACAGAACAAGGCUUCAGCGGUACCUACACAGCCGAGGAUCCACCACCCACCUGUGCGCCCGAUCAGUUCACCUGUUGGAACGGCAACUGCAUCGGCGCCAUCUUCGAGUGUGACGCAAAGGAUGACUGUGGAGACGCCAGUGAUGAGUUUUUGUGCCCCGGCUCCGACACAUCUUGCGGCAACGGCGCCGUCCAGCCCGUCUUCCCCAACGGCCGUGUUGUGGGAGGCGAGGGAGCCGAGCAGGGCAGCUGGCCCUGGCAGGCGUCUCUCAUGACCUCCUACCACUUCUGUGGCGGGUCCCUCAUCCACCCUCAGUGGAUCCUGACAGCCGCUCACUGCUUCGCUGACGACCCAAAUCCAAGCAGAUACAACGUCGUUCUUGGCAAGCAUCUCUCUGACGGAAGUGAACCAACUCAGGAAACCUUCGGCCUGACAAGGGUCAUCGUGCACGAAGAAUACAACGAUAACCUGAUCAACAAGGAUCUGACCCUGCUGAAGCUUGACCGUCCCGCCACCCUGGGCCAGUACAUCCAUAUCGCCUGUCUGCCCGAGCACGCCAAUGACGAUCCUCCUGCUGGUACCACAUGUGUCACCACCGGAUGGGGAGACACCCAGGGUACUGGCGACGAUCACCAACUGAAGCAGGCCCGCGUUCCUCUGGUCAGUAACGACGACUGUAACGCCGCCAAUUCCUACGACGGAGAGAUCACCGAGUUCAUGAUGUGCGCUGGCUUCCAGGAGGGAGGGCACGAUGCUUGCCAGGGUGACUCCGGUGGCCCGCUGGUCUGCCCCCGCCAGGGCAAGUGGUACCUGAACGGUGUGGUGAGCUGGGGCUACGGCUGUGCCCAGCCUAACUACCCCGGCGUGUACGCCCGUGUCACCUCUAUGUUGGACUGGGUUCUCGACAAGAUGGCUAACAACUAGAGCAGCUAUAUUAAGAGCAGCCACAUAAGCACUCCACAAUACUCGAGCGCGAAAUAAAGUGCUUCUUGAAAUCACG
Molecule: messenger RNA, 2482 nt
Organism: Branchiostoma floridae (Florida lancelet)
Lineage: Eukaryota; Metazoa; Chordata; Leptocardii; Amphioxiformes; Branchiostomatidae
Product: enteropeptidase-like
Exons: 15
Coding region: 115-2406 (763 amino acids)
Biological process (GO): proteolysis; complement activation
Cellular component (GO): extracellular region
Molecular function (GO): protein binding; serine-type endopeptidase activity
Source: RefSeq, a predicted model, not a curated record